Bacillus rossius redtenbacheri is the source of this 2621-nucleotide messenger RNA. RefSeq names its product charged multivesicular body protein 2b-B (gene CHMP2B). The coding region runs from base 89 to 733 and encodes 214 amino acids. The record is from RefSeq and is a predicted model, not a curated record. The transcript has 5 exons. Gene Ontology annotation, cellular component: ESCRT III complex; multivesicular body. Gene Ontology annotation, biological process: late endosome to vacuole transport; protein transport; endosome transport via multivesicular body sorting pathway. NCBI's taxonomy places the organism in Eukaryota, Metazoa, Arthropoda, Insecta, Phasmatodea, Bacillidae.
UUGGUUACACUUGCUGUGGCAUUGAGUUUUGUUUUCUCAGUUCGUCGGGAAAUUAAUCUUGUAAAUUUUUGGUAAAAAUUGCAAUGGAAUGAUGUUUAAUUUUUUUGGGAAAACACCUACACCUGAAGAGCAGCAGCGGGACAAUGACCGGGCGCUCAGGAAGGUGGGCCGCGACAUGGAGCGCGAGCAGCGCUCCCUCGAGCGGGAGGAGAAGAAGCUGGAAAUGGAGAUAAAGAAGAUGGCAAAGGAAGGCAACAGGGAAGGCUGCACCAUCCUGGCCAAGCAGUUGGUACAACUGCGCAAGCAGAAGGCACGCUCGCUCGCCGCAGGCAGCAAAGUCCGCAGCAUCGGCUUCCAGAACAAGGCCAUGGGCGCGAACGCAAAGCUGGCUGGCGCGAUGGGCACCACGUCCAAGACCAUGGCAGACAUGAACACCAUCAUGAAGCCAGAGAAGAUCGCUGCUGACAUGAGGGCGUUCGGGCAGGCCGCCAUGAAGAUGGAGAUGACGGAGGAGAUGAUGAACGACGUGCUGGACGACGUGUUCGACGAGUCCGGGGACGAGGAGGAGGGCGACCGGAUCAUGAACCAGGUGCUGGACGAGAUCGGCAUCGAGGUGUCGGGCAAGAUGGCGGCGGCGCCGGCUGCUCACCGCGGCCGGCUGGGCGAGGACGCCGCCUCGCGCCUGCCCACGGACGCUGAGCUGGAGGCGCAGCUGGCCAAGCUGCGGGCGUAGGCGGCACGGCACGUCCGGCUGAUACUCUUCCCACAGUUGUCUGAGUGCAGUACGCCCCCGAUUAUCCGCGAAGUUAAGUGCCAGGGCCACCGCGGAUCGUGAAAAUCGUGGAUGAUCCGCAAAAGAGCCGAAAAUGGGAAACAAAAAAAGGAAACAUUAAUUUCAACUUAAAAAUCUAAACAUUUAUGUACAGUAAAAGUUACUAUUAACUGUAAAAAAAAUUUUAAUGAUGCUAAAAUUUUAGUAUUUUACUGAAUAAUUAACAUACAAUACAUUUCAGUAAUGUAAACAUUAAAGUGCUCAACCAUACGACUAGAAACAAAGUGCGACAGAGACAAAAAUAGCAGCGCAUGUCAGCCUACUGCGUGAGUUCCGAGAAGGCCUGUGGCGUUUUACUGUAUACUGCACACAAUACACUCGUCAGUAGAGGUCAAAUUUGCUCAAUUGUAAUAAAAUACAGAUUUACACAUGUGCUUUAUUUUUUCAUAGCAUGCGGCUAUGCGCGGAUAAUAGGGAGUUUACUGUACUCCACGGCACACCAUUCAUUAAACCAUCUCAAUUCUGGCUACGUAACUGCUUUUUAAUUAUACGAAGCAUUUUAUAGUUUAUUUCUGAUGGUAGCUUUAACAAAUUGUAUUAUAUAUAUAUUUUUUGCGCUAUGGCAAGCUACACACUUGACAUCUUUCUUAGGUAAGCUCUUGCUAGUGUAAAAAUGUACUAUAUGAAUAAUCAUACUAGUAAAUCCAGUUAUUUUUUCUGUAAUCUCAUUAAAAUGUUUCUCAUCAGUUGUCUUUUGUAUCAAGAAUAAAGGACUUAGCUUGUGGCCUUCAUAACAUUGUCAGUCUGUUUGCGUCCAGUUUUGCUUUUCCAGUCAUCAUGAUUGAUAAUAUUUAUUACCAUCCAUUUCCAUCAUGUUUAUUAUUGUUUUUGGAACAUUUUAGUGUGUUUGAAAAAAUUUCAUUAUUGUUAAUUAUUGUUGAUGUGUUAUAUACAUAUAUUUUUAAAUACAUAUAUAUAUUUUUUAAUGUAAUAUAUUUGUAUUAUUAUUUUUCUCUGAAUGCUAAAAUAAAUUAGUCUGUCAUUAUUGUGCUAAAAAUAUCAAAUAAUAGUUUUCAUGUUUUUGUCUUAACAGUAGAAUUCUAUAUAUGUUUUUUGCAGGAAAAAUUUUAAAAAUAAUUUUAUAUAUUUAAUGUGUACAAUUUGAUGAGAUAGUUUGUAAAUGCUGCAAUGAGGUUGUUGGUUUGUGUGUAGUACACAAGAGAAUUAAUAUUUUGAUGUGACAUCAUGUGAUUUGGAACAGUAUUUCAUCAUACACAUAUAAAAAGAUCUUGAGAUAUGAACUGUAUUUUGUAAGAUAUGCAUUUGCACACACAUUUUUAUUUAUUACACCCUCAGUCAAAGUAAACUAUAAGCCAUUUAUAUGAGACUUAAAAUAUUUUUGGUAAAACCCAUAGAAAGGUUUUAAUAUUUAAACUGUAAUUUUGUACAUGUGUAUAUAGAGGUUUGCUCUUCCAACAAUGAUUGGUGAGUAGUAUUUGUCAUCCAUAUAUCAUUGCUUGUUUAAAAAGUUUCGUGUUUGGAAAAAAUGAAAUAUGUCUGUGGCGGUACAUCUAUCGCGCUACGCCCACCACCUGGCUAUCAGCACCGUCUGUCCCGUCGGUGUUUGUACACCCCUGGGCCAGAAGGCAGCGCACCCUCCAGGAGUCCCGUUAGCCGGGAUGCCAAGUGGAUUAUCACCCCUCCUCCGUGCGGGCUAGCAGGCUGGCGAGGAGGAAAGAAGACAGAGUUCCAUUCUGUCUCUCGCCGCGACCAGGUUGUUGUGCACUGUAGAAACAUGCAAAUUUGUUAGCGCACUCGACGGCGCAAAUAAAUAAUGUGCAACAGUAAA